UGUGCUCACUCUAUUAUAAAUGUGAUCUCUUCUUCAUGUCCAAAUAAAUAAAUGGAACCAUGGACUUCACACAGAAUGUUCUACAACUAAUCCUGCUACUCAGUAUAUCAGGUUGUCUGGGUGAGAGUGGCUCCUGCAGUCCUCAGACUAUCUGUGCUCUGCGGGAUUCAGAGGUGACCAUGAAGUGUUCCUACCCAGACAUCAGCAUCAAAACUGUCUUUUGGUUCGGCUUUAAACAGAAAGCUAAAUGGAAGAAUGAGACGCAACCUGAGGAUUUAGCUUUAGACUCAGACUACAAGCAACGGGCAAACUUUAAGAAGACAAGGUCUAGCUCAACUUUUACAAUCAGAGAGCUGAGAGAGAGAGACUCAGGAGAAUACCACCUCAUGAUCAUCACAGAACAAGGACAGAAACAUCUCAACAUCUCAACUGCGGUCAAUCUAACAGUAACAGAUCUGUGGGUGAAGAUGACCACUGACCACAAACAGCAGACAGUGACUCUCACCUGUAGCACUUCCUGCAGUCUGACCUCUAAACCUAAAAACUACUACUGGUAUAAGAAUGGAGUAAAAACACAGAAGAAAGCUUCCAAGAAUCUCCAGCCUCUUGUUUUAUCAAGCAAAGCCUCUUGUUUAGAUGCUGGAAGUUACUCCUGCUCCGUCAGCGACACUGAAGAAAUCCGGUCUUCUGAAUUGCGUGUUUUUGAGAGCUGUUGGAAUGUGACAUACACAGACAGAAGACUGUGUGUUUUAGAGGGUUCAUCAGUAGACCUUCCCUGCACUUUCUCAUAUGCCAGUAAUCAGACGGUUACUGAUGUGUUCUGGUAUUAUUAUUCACUGGAGGAGAAGCCAAAGGAGCUAAGUAAGGAAAAGCAGUUUGCUGGUCGAGUUGAGUAUAUUGGAGAUAAAGAGAGAAACUGCACCCUGAGAAUGAGAGAUGUAAGAAAGAGAGACUCUGGAGAAUAUCGCUUUCAGUUCAGAAUUGACACUCAAGAAGGAAUGUUCUCUGGUAAAGCUGAAGUCUUUCUGAACAUUACAGAUCUGCAGGUGAAUUCAAGCACAGCAUCAGAUGGACAGAUGGUAACACUGAUGUGUAGCACCAUCUGCACUCUGCCUAACAACCCCACUUACUUCUGGUACAGGAACAGACAGCCUGUACCUAACAAGGUCACCAGAGACAACAAGCUGUAUCUGAACUCAACAAGUAGUGAAGAUUUACUCCAGUACUCCUGUACAUUACAAAGUCCAGAGGACAGCUCAGUGUUACUCACAGUGGGAGUGUCAGUCUUUCUGGUUCUAAUACUCAUCACAGCAGCUCUAUGGAUGUGGAGGAGAAAGUUCAUGUCAAGUGAAGACCACAGGAGCACUGGAGAGAAUGAACAGGAUAAUUCUAGUCCUGUGUAUGGAAACAUCUCAGCAUUGGCCUUGACCUCUGACUCAGCAUGUACAGCCUCAAAUGAUCAGAAUGAUAUUCUGUACUACAACUUACGUUUUAAGCAUACCCACACUCAAGAAAUGCCUGUGUACCACACUAAAUUUGCAAAACGCACCCGAGAAAGUGUUCACUAUGCAGUUGUGAACUUCCAUAGACCUGCUGCUACCCAGUCUCUGGCAGCUGUAAGAACUGAUGAUCCAUUUUAGAUUUACAGCCAGAUCCAAAAACACAGAGCCUUAAAAUGAACAAAAGAACAUCUGGAGGUCAGUGGACUAGGCUUUUAAAGCUGAAGAUGCAGGAGCUUCGCUGCAGAAUUACACACAAGCAGUUUGACAGAUUGACAAAAUCUCAUAUUGGAUUAUAACGUUCACUAGGUUAAAGGGGACAAGAGAACCAGAGAUGUUCUAGACAUGAUUAUCAUAUUAGGCAACACCACAAUGCUAUGUGAUGUACAUUGAUUUUUGGUUCUCCACUUGGGCAAGCACACAAUGCCACACUCCUUGGGUAAGAUUCCAAUGCUAAAUAUAGGUAUUACGACUUUUUAAUAUAGAUAUUUGAGACUUGUUUUUACUAUUAUUCAGUGUUUAGAGAAAUAGUAUUUGCUUGUUGACUGUACAUAUCUGCAAUUUCAUUCUACAUGCUAAGGGGCAGUCAUGGGCUGGAGGUUAGGGAACUGGCUCUUUGACCAGAAGGUUGUUGGUUAAAUCCUCAGCGCUGACAGUCCAUGAGUGAGGUGUCCUUGAGCAAGACACCUAACCCCCAACUGCUCCCCAGGUGCUGUGGAUAGGGCUGCCCACCGCUCUCAAGUUUGCUCACUGCCCCCUUGUGUGUAUGUGGUGUUUCACUUCACGGAUGGGUUAAAUGCAGAGGUGAAAUUUCCCUGACUAAUAAGUAAGUGUGACUUAAUGAGUGAUAACAGGCUAAUGGCUGACAUGUAUGAUUUCUUUAUAUAUAAAUUUCCUAAUUCUGCAUUAUGUGCUGGGUGUAUGUAUGUUAUUAUUAUACUAUUAGAUAAGACUGUGUUUAAACUGUGUUUUUUGAGCAUUUAGUGUGGGUGCUAUAGACAUUACAGGCAUUGUAGCACAAAUAAGUUUGGUUUUAGCACUGAGAUGGAAAUUAUUCUAAAAGUAUCAAUCUAAAAAAUGUAACAAACUGUCAUUUCAACUGUGGAAAAAAACAUAAAAGGAUUGUACUUUCA
Molecule: messenger RNA, 2632 nt
Organism: Pygocentrus nattereri (red-bellied piranha)
Lineage: Eukaryota; Metazoa; Chordata; Actinopteri; Characiformes; Serrasalmidae
Product: B-cell receptor CD22-like
Exons: 10
Coding region: 60-1640 (526 amino acids)
Source: RefSeq, a predicted model, not a curated record